AUUUUCACCUGUCAUGUGAAUUAUUAUCUGAAAUUAAUGUAAAUUAAAAAGUUGUCAUAAAUUAAAAUCAGCAUAAUGUCUUUUCUUAGACCAAUUCGAAAGCUGAUUCUUGAUACCAAAUGUAUUUAUAUUUCUAGAGGUGUAACUUUUCAUAACACAUCGAGAAAUCUUACUUCGAGAAGUUUAUAUUACAGCGAAUUUGGUGAUCCAGUUGAUGUUGUGAAAUUCCGGGAAGUGGAGGUUCCACCGCUUAAAAGUCAGGAAGUUCUCGUUCGAAUGCUAGCAGCACCGGUCAACCCGGCAGACAUUAACACUAUACAAGGAAAGUACCCUGUGAAAAUUGAACUACCUAUUAUACCAGGAAAUGAGGGUGUAGGGGUUAUUGAAGAUAUUGGCAAAGAAGUAUCAGGUAUGUGCCCGGGAGACAAAGUCAUCAUCACUAAACCCACAAAAGGCACAUGGCGUGAUAUAGGUAUUUUUGAAAAAGAUGUAUUGCGAGUAAUCCCAAAGAAUUUGGGAUUAAUUGAAGCUGCAACACUUACAGUUAACCCUUGUACCGCAUAUAGAAUGCUCUCAGAUUUUAAACCUGUGAAGGAUGGUCUUGUUGUGGUACAAAAUGGUGCCAACAGUGCUUGUGGGCAAAAUGUUAUACAAAUUUGCAAAGCAUGGGGGAUAAAAAAUAUAAAUAUUGUUAGGAACAGACCAGAAAUUAAUGAUUUGAAGAAAUAUUUAGAAGGCUUAGGAGCUACAAUGGUACUAACUGAAGAAGAAUUACGUACUACUAAUAUAUUUAAGGAAAAAGUAGUAGAUAGACCAGCAUUAGCGUUAAACUGUGUAGGUGGAAAAAGUGCUUUAGAAUUAACCAGACAUUUAGAAAAGUCUGGUGUUAUGGUCACAUAUGGUGCCAUGUCUAGGGAAGCACUCAACAUUCCUAAUGCAGCACUUAUUUUUAAAAACAUUUCUUUUCAUGGAUUUUGGAUGACUGCAUGGAAUGAAAGAGCUUCUGCGGCUGAAAAAGAGACAAUGAUGAAAGAUAUUAUUACCUUAAUGUGUGAGAAGAAGCUGAAAGGUCCAGUCACUAAAAUGGUAAAAUUCAAUGACUAUAAAGAAGCUUUAGCAAAUGCUCUCACAACCCAGGGCUUUACUGGUUGUAGAAACUUACGCUUACCACGUUUGCCCUGUGUGCCAGGAGAUGAAGGUGUUGGAGUAGUAGUUGAAAUAGGUAACAAAGUUUGCACUGUAGAACCUGAUGAGAGAGUUGUAAUAACUUCAAGACUCCUUGGAACCUGGCAGUACUAUGGUAUAUACCACGAGAGAGAUAUCCAUGUUAUAUCCCCUAACAUUCCCCUCCCAGAAGCUUCCAUGUUGACUAUUGCUCCUUGUAUGGCCUAUAGAAUGCUUAAAGAUUUCAGAAAAAUCCAACCGGGUCAAACUGUUAUACAAAACGCUGCAAACAGUGCCUGCGGACAGUGUUUAAUACAGCUCUGUAAAGCUUGGGACAUAAAGACAUUUAAUAUUGUCGCAAAUCAUUGCAAUUAUGAAUCUGUUAAAAAGCAUCUUUUAAGUUUAGGUGCAACAGCAGUACAUACUCUCGAAGAGGCAGAGGAACUAACAACGUUUAAUACUUCUUUAACAAGACCAGUUUUAGGUUUAAACUGUUUGGGUGGACGUUUUGAAGAUGUUAUGUUAAAACUUCUUGAAAAAAACGGUACCAUAGUGUAUUACGGAUCUGCAUUUGAUAUACCUAUUGUAAAACAUGUUUUACGUUGUGAUGUAUCUUUUAAUAGAUUUCAUCUUUGUCACUGGGAUGCACAUGCCAGUGUCAUAGAAAAAGAUGCAAUGAUGAAUAAUAUUAUUACUUUGAUGGUCACUGGUAAAUUUAAAGCACCCACAUACCAGCCACUGGAACUUAAAAAUUAUGUACAUGCUUUUAAACAUACAGUUAAUUGUGAAGCCUUUUCUAAUAACAAUUAUGUGUUUGAUUUUAUCUUAACAUAAACGACAAAAUAUUA
Melitaea cinxia (Glanville fritillary) is the source of this 2012-nucleotide messenger RNA. Its product is annotated as enoyl-[acyl-carrier-protein] reductase, mitochondrial. The record is from RefSeq and is a predicted model, not a curated record. The transcript has 3 exons. NCBI's taxonomy places the organism in Eukaryota, Metazoa, Arthropoda, Insecta, Lepidoptera, Nymphalidae. Gene Ontology annotation, biological process: fatty acid metabolic process. Gene Ontology annotation, molecular function: trans-2-enoyl-CoA reductase (NADPH) activity. Gene Ontology annotation, cellular component: mitochondrion. The coding region runs from base 76 to 1998 and encodes 640 amino acids.